Eublepharis macularius is the source of this 3418-nucleotide messenger RNA. Its product is annotated as fibrocystin-like. Lineage: Eukaryota; Metazoa; Chordata; Lepidosauria; Squamata; Eublepharidae. The transcript is spliced from 6 exons. The record is from RefSeq and is a predicted model, not a curated record. Bases 1 to 1686 code for a protein of 561 amino acids.
AUGGUGGUUUUGGAAAGUAUAGAUACCGAUCCCAGCCCCGAGAAGCUCCCUCCCCCCAUGUUGGUGACUGGCACCUUUGUGGAUUUCUUCAGUGAUGCCGUUGCAUCUGGCCAUGCCGUAGAACAUUCAUCAAUAUUUUACUCUAUAUUGCCGUCAAAUAAGCUCUCAAAUAUUUGUUUUGCUAGUCCAGUGGCUCAGUCCUUAAAAAUUUAUGUUAACGGUGGUCAUAAUGCCACCAGAAUCCUCUUAGCCAUCUUCUAUGAUGAACCACGAAGCGUUCGUGUUUUUGUUAAAGGGAAGUAUAUUUCACCAACUGUGUCAUUUUCCAGCUUUUCCUCGGCAAAUGCUGUAACAGGAGACAAUUACUUUAACUUUCAAGAAAAUCUUCUAUAUGUUGCCAUUCACCAGGAAGACCCCAUUGAGAUUCACUCUCAGAAUUCUCUGCAUGUUGCUUUCACUAUAGCAGAGACCAUCGGAGCUGAAAUCCAGGCAACAGUGAUUCAGCGCCUGGCUGUUUUUUUACAGAUUGGGUAUAGCCAAAUCAGAACAGUCCACAACUCAUCAGGAAGUGAGAACAUGUUAAAAAUUAUUGCAGACAAUGCUGCAAAGCGAAAACACCAGUGUUCCACUAUGAAGUCUUGCAUGUUCAACCGUCACAGGGCUGUCCAACAGAAAUCCCGAAUAGGAAGUUCACAGCCAUCCCUUCCUGGGAUAGGUUUAAGAGUGCUAAUCCUGGAAAUCAGUGAUCCACCAUCCUUUCUAAGUGACAAUCUUGUUUCCUCAUUUCCAAGCGAGAGACUAAACAGCUUGGCCAACGUUCUUGUCAAUGCCCAACAAGUUGGUCAACUUCAACAAGCCCUCAAUUUGCCUGUUGACUCUUUAGUGGUGACAGUUUCUGCCAGUUCAACUCCAGCAGAGGGAAAUACUAGAAAUGGAAGUAGCGCAACUCAAAGAAGUUGCCUGUACGUCAGGCCUUACAAUCUCUCUCUCUGGAUUCAACCUUCUGAUGGAGUGGUAGAGAAACAACUGCCCAGGCAGCCACAAGUUAUUUUUCUGGAUAAGCAGGGUCGGAGAGUUUUGACAUUAGGUUUCCCCUCCAAAUCAUGGAUUGUGACAGCUCAUCUCCAAGGCAAUCCAGAAGCUGUGUUGAAAGCUUCGGCAGUGGUUUUGGGAUCUGUGGUUCUCUGCUGGUUUAAGCAAAGCAAAAGAAACAGAAAAAACAAGAUAAAGCGAACUUCGAAGAAUAAGAAGUUCUUCCAGGGCCAGCCGAAUCCUCAACCAUCUCAGGUCGACUCACACUGCUUUGGGGAAGCAAACAAACAUGACAUCACUGCUAAGAGAGAAGAUCUGAAACUGUAUGAACAAACUGAAAAUACAACAGAGCCAUUAAAGAAGUUGCAUCAGCAUUCUUUGAACAAUACUUCAGCGAGAACAGUGAACGAUGUCAGGAAAGGCCAUCAGUCCCAUGGUGGAAAACCAGUAUGCAGUUCUUUGGAGCUUCAGCAACUUGGUAUCAAGGACUUCAAUGAUUGGAAGCAAACCAACCAGCAAAUCUAUGACUAUGCUCAAUGGAAGAAAAUGAAGGAAAGGCAAUUGGCAGAUGAGGGAUGUCAAAGACACUCAACAAAGUCUGCCACACGGUCAGGAGGAGGUGUGAGGGGGAAACAAGAAGUCACAGUGGCAUGAAAAUCAAAAUUUUCCAGUGUGGUGCAGUAGUUAAAGUAUCAUAGUAGCAUUGGGAUUGACCAGCAAUGCAAUUCUAAGCAGAAUGACACAUCCAUUGAACAAGAUUUGAGCAGUACCUUAAAGACCAAGAAGAGUUUCCAAGGCAUACACUUUCAAAAGUAAAACUCUCUUCAUCAGGUAUCUAACAAAGGGAGCUUGAAUCUCAAAAGCUUAUACCCUGGAAGCUCUUGUUGGUCUUUAAGGUGCUUCUGUACUCAAACCUUGGUCAUCUACUGCAGACCAACAUGGCUACCAACUUGAAACUACAUCCAUUGAAGUAAAUGAACUUAAGUCUGUAAACAGGAGAAUGCAUUGCCAAAAUGAAAACCCUGUUCUCCGUAAAGCUCACUGGGUGACCUUGGGCAAGUUACACUCCCUCAAUCCAAUCUACCUUCCAGGGUUGUUGUGAGGAUUAAAGGGAGAAGAAUGAACCAUGUAUACUGCGCUGAAAUCUUUGAAAAAAGGGCAAAAUAAAAGUGUGCUAAGUAGUUACAGCCGAACAUCAAGAAGACAAAAGUAAUGGCUACGGAGGAAUUACAUAAUUUUGAGGCUGACAAUGAAGACAUUGAGACUGUUAAAAGAUUUUCUAUUCCUUCACUUAAUCCAUCAACCAAAAGGAAGAGUGUAACUAAGAGAUCAGAAAGAGUCUGAGACUUGGAAGGGCAGCCACAAAGGAACAAGAAAAGAUCCUUACAGAUAAAGAAGUGUCACUGAGGAGUGGACCAAAAGCAUGAUAACUCAUACUUUAGUAUUCCCCAUUACUAUGUAUGGAUGUGAAAUUUGGACAAUAAAGAAAACUAUGUUCGGCAAGUAAAAUUAUUAGAUAUAAAGAGUUGUUAGACGAUAAAGGACUAUUAAAAACGAAAGAACUACAAAACCAAGAUGUUAAUUUAGACUGGUGGUCAAGAGUUCAGAUUGAAUCCAGAUACAACAAAGACAAAAAAAAUGGGGGGCUUUUAUCUAGAACAAAAAGAGUUUGAAAAACUGUUAUGUGAUUCAGAUGAAAAGUUGAUAAAGAAAAUGCAUAUCUUCCUAAUGGAAAUGAAAGAAAAUGAAGGGCUGGAGAAAUCUAAAAGACUAUGGAUACAGAAUUUAGGUAAUGAUAUUGAUCAAGUACAGUGGAAUAAGAUAUGGAAUGUAAAUGUUAAAAUAACUAAAUCUGCUGUGUUUAAAGAGAAUUUAUAUAAGAUGUUCCAUAGAUGGUAUCUAACUCCAGAUAGACUGGCUAAAAUGUUUAAAAAUAUGUCAAAUAAGUGUUGGAAAUGUAAAGAAGGUAUAGGGACAUUUUUCCACAUGUGGUGGUCCUGCAAAGAAGUGCAUAGAUAUUGGAUAAUGGUACACAAGUUAUUACAAAAUAUCUUACAGAUAUCAAUUCCUUUGAAACCAGAAUUUUUUUUAUUAAACUGUAUGCCGGAUAUAAACAGAGAGCAAGAACACUUGGUAAUCCAUAUAGUAACAGCAGCUAGAAUCUUAUUAGCAACCUACUGGAAACAACAAAGAAUCCCUCAGCAAGAAGAACUAAUAACAAAGGUAAUGGAGAUGGUGGAAAUGGAUAAAUUAACAUUGUUAAUGAAAGGGCAAAUGGAAGAAGACUUCUCUGUACCCUUCUACAAAUGGUUGACAAAUAAUUAUAGUGUUUAAAUAUAAAUAUGAUACUAAGACUAACUGUAUAAUGACAUAAUAGAACUCACAA